Molecule: messenger RNA, 7167 nt
Organism: Cinclus cinclus
Lineage: Eukaryota; Metazoa; Chordata; Aves; Passeriformes; Cinclidae
Gene: SORL1
Product: sortilin related receptor 1
Exons: 48
Coding region: 1-6576 (2191 amino acids)
Biological process (GO): post-Golgi vesicle-mediated transport; protein targeting to lysosome; protein retention in Golgi apparatus
Cellular component (GO): Golgi apparatus; membrane
Molecular function (GO): protein binding
Source: RefSeq, a predicted model, not a curated record
AUGGCGACACGGAGCUCUGGCGGGGCCGGCCGUGCCUCCCCUUUCCCCCGCCGCCUGCUGCCUCUGCUGCCGCUGUUGCUGCUGCCGUCACCGGCGGCUGCGGGCUCCCGUUCGCCGCUGCUGCUGCUCCGCGCUCCGCCGGCCCCCGCAGCCCCCGCCGAGCCCCCGCGGGGCCGCCGCGCCGCGCCGCGCCCGCCCGAGCCCAUCCAGGUGUACGGACAGGUCAGCCUCAAUGAUUCCCACAAUCAGAUGGUCGUUCACUGGGCAGGAGAGAAGAGCAAUGUGAUUGUGGCCUUGGCCAGGGACAGCCUGUCCUUGCUGGGUCCCAAAAACAGCGAUGUUUAUGUGUCCUAUGACUAUGGGAAGAGUUUUAAGAAGAUUUCGGAGAGGUUCAGCUUCGAUGGGGGGAACAGCAGCGAGGUGGCCAUCGCCCAGUUCUACCACAGCCCGGCUGACAACAAGAGGUAUAUCUUUGUGGAUGCCUUCGCCCCGUACCUCUGGAUCACCACUGACUUCUGCAACACCAUCCAAGGCUUCUCCAUUCCCUUCAGAGCAGCAGACCUCCUCCUGCACAGCAGGAACCCCAACCUCCUCUUGGGCUUCGACAGGUCUCACCCUAAAAAACAGCUCUGGAAAUCAGAUGACUUUGGCCAGACCUGGAUAAUGAUUCAGGAACAUGUGAAGUCCUUUUCUUGGGGGGUUGAGCCCUAUGACAAGCCCACCACGGUGUACAUCGAGCGGCACGAGCCCUCGGGGGCCUCCACGGUCAUCCGCAGCACAGACUUCUUCCAGAGCCGGGAAAACAAGGAGAUCAUCCUGGAAGAUGUUGAAGAUUUCCAGCUCAGGGACAAAUACAUGUUUGCAACCAAGUCUGUGCGUUUGCUUGGCAGCUCACAGCCACCCUCGGUCCAGCUCUGGGUCUCCUUCAACCGCAAGCCCAUGCGGGUGGCACAGUUCGUUACCAAGCAUCCAAUUAAGGAGUAUUACAUUGCUGAUGCCUCGGAGGACCAGGUGUUUGUGUGUGUCAGCCACGACAACAACCGUACCAACCUCUACAUCUCGGAGGCAGAGGGCCUGAAGUUCUCCCUGUCUCUAGAAAAUGUGCUGUACUACAGCCCAGGGGGAGCUGGCAGCGACACCUUGGUCAGGUACUUUGCCAACGAGCCCUUCGCGGAUUUCCACCGCGUGGAAGGCGUGAGGGGCGUCUACAUCGCCACGCUGAUCAACGGCUCCUUCAGCGAGGAGAACAUGCGCUCCGUCAUCACCUUCGACAAGGGCGGCACCUGGGAGCUGCUCCAGCCCCCGGCUCAGACCCGUUAUGGGGAGCACAUCGACUGCCAGUUGUCCCAGGGCUGCUCUCUCCACCUGGCCCAGCGCCUGAGCCAGCUGCUGAAUUUCCAGCUGCGCAGGAUGCCCAUUCUCUCCAAGGAGUCAGCGCCAGGACUGAUCAUUGCCACUGGCUCUGUUGGCAAGAACAUGGCAAGGAAAACCAAUGUUUAUGUCUCGAGCAGUGCUGGAGCAAGGUGGAGAGAGGCACUGUCUGGACCCCACUACUACACCUGGGGUGACCAUGGUGGAAUUCUUGUGGCCAUCGCCCAAGGCACCGAGACCGACCAGCUCAAGUACAGCACAAACGAAGGGGAAACCUGGAAAGUCUUCACGUUCUCAGAGAAGCCGGUGUUUGUGUACGGCCUCCUGACCGAGCCCGGGGAGAAGAGCACCAUAUUCACCAUCUUUGGCUCCUACAAGGAGAAUGGCCACAGCUGGCUGAUCCUGCAGAUCAACACCACUGAUGUGCUGGGAGUGCCUUGCACAGAGAACGACUACAAGCUGUGGUCACCCUCGGACGAGCGAGGCAAUGAAUGUUUGCUGGGGCAUAAAACUGUUUUCAAAAGGAGGACUCCUCAUGCAACCUGCUUCAAUGGGGAAGAUUUUGACAGGCCUGUCAUGGUCUCCAACUGCUCUUGUACGAGGGAGGACUUUGAAUGUGAUUUUGGCUUCAAGCUGAGCGAUGACUUAUCCUUAGAAGUUUGUGUCCCUGACCCUGAGUUUGCUGGGAAACCCUAUGACCCACCAGUCCCUUGCCCUGUUGGCUCAACCUACAAGAAGACUCGAGGCUACAGAAAGAUCUCUGGGGACACUUGCACGGGUGGAGACAUCGAGUCGCGGCUCGAGGGGGAGCUGGUGCCGUGCCCGCUGGCGGAGGAGAACGAGUUCAUUCUCUAUGCCACGCGUUACUCCAUCCACCGCUACGACCUGGCCUCGGGCAUCAGCGAGGAGCUGCCCCUGGCCGGGCUCAGGGGGGCUGUGGCUCUGGAUUUUGACUACGAGCACAACUGCCUGUACUGGGCUGAUGUCACUCUGGACAUCAUCCAGCGUCUCUGUCUCAACGGCAGCUCUGGGCAGGAAAUAAUCAUAAGCACUGGGUUGGAAACAGUGGAAGCUUUGGCUUUUGAACCUCUCAGCCAGCUGCUCUACUGGGUCAACGCUGGGAUUCCCAAAAUUGAGGUUGCCAAUCCAGAUGGAGACCUGAGACUCACUGUCCUCAACUCCUCGAUACUGGAGCGACCCAGAGCCCUGGCUCUGGUUCCCCGAGAUGGGUUGAUGUUCUGGACAGACUGGGGGGACUCCAGGGCUGGCAUCUACAGAAGUGACAUGGACGGGUCGCUGGCCGGCUGCAUCGUCUCGGAGGGCGUGCGGUGGCCAAAUGGCAUUUCUGUGGAUGACCACUGGAUCUACUGGACUGAAGCCUACAUGGACAGGAUCGAGAGGGUGGAUUUCAAUGGCAUGCAGAGAUCUGUGAUCCUGGACAGCCUCCCUCACCCCUAUGCCAUUGCUGUGUUUAAGAAUGAAAUCUACUGGAACGACUGGUCACAGCUGAGUAUUUUCAGAGCAUCCAAAAACAGCGGCUCCAGGAUGGAGAUCUUGGUCGGCCGACUGAAUGGGAUCAUGGACAUGAAAAUCUUUUACAGGGGAAAGACAACAGGGCAGAACGCCUGCAUCUCCAAACCCUGCAGCCUGCUCUGCCUGCCCAGGUCCAACAACGGCCGCAGCUGCAAGUGCCCCGAGGGGGUGGCCAGCACCGUGCUGCCCAGUGGGGAGCUCAGGUGUGACUGUCCCCACGGCUACGCCAUGAAGAACAACACCUGCAUAAAGGAAGAGAACACGUGCCUGCCCAACCAGUACAGGUGCUCCAAUGGGAACUGCAUCAACAGCAUCUGGCAGUGUGACAAUGACAAUGACUGCGGGGACAUGAGCGACGAGAAGAACUGCCCCACCACCGUGUGUGACACUGAGACCCAGUUCCGCUGCCAGGGCUCGGGGACAUGCAUCCCUCUGUCCUACAAAUGUGACCUGGAGGAUGACUGUGGGGACAACAGCGACGAAAGUCACUGUGAGGCUCACCAGUGCAGGAGUGAUGAAUUCAGCUGCAGCUCAGGGAUGUGCAUCCGUCUGUCCUGGAUGUGUGAUGGGGAUAACGACUGCAGGGACUGGUCUGACGAAGCCAACUGCACUGUUUAUCACACCUGUGAGGCCUCCAGCUUCCAGUGCCACAAUGGCCACUGCAUCCCGCAGCGCUGGGCGUGCGACGGUGACACCGACUGCCAGGACGGCUCUGAUGAGGACCCUGCCAGCUGUGAGAAGAAGUGCAACGGCUUCCAGUGCCCCAAUGGCACCUGCAUCCCAACCAGCAAACACUGUGAUGGCAUCAAUGACUGCUCCGACGCCUCGGACGAGCAGCACUGUGAGCCCCUGUGCACCCGCUACAUGGAUUUUGUGUGCAAGAACCGGCAGCAGUGCUUGUUCCACUCCAUGGUGUGUGACGGCAUCAUCCAGUGCCGGGAUGGGUCGGAUGAAGAUGCCAGCUAUGCUGGGUGCUCCCAGGACCCCGAGUUCCACAGGACCUGUGACCAGUUCAGCUUCCAGUGCCAGAAUGGUGUGUGCAUCAGUCUGGUGUGGAAGUGUGACGGGAUGGACGACUGCGGUGACUACUCUGAUGAAGCAAACUGUGAAAACCCAACAGAAGCCCCAAACUGCUCCAGGUACUACCAGUUCCAGUGUGGGAACGGGCACUGCAUCCCCAACCGGUGGAAGUGCGACGAGGAGAACGACUGCGGGGACUGGUCUGAUGAGAAGGACUGCGAGGGAUCUCCAGUUCAUCCCAUUACCACGCUGAUCCCCCCGACGUGCCUGCCCAACCAUUUCCGCUGCAACAGCGGCGCCUGCAUCAUGAACAGCUGGGUCUGUGAUGGCUACAAGGACUGCACUGAUGGCUCCGACGAAGAGGCCUGUCCCACCUCCAGACCCAACGUGACAGCCACGUCCCCAGCACUGCCAGGGCGCUGCAGCCGCUUCGAGUUCGAGUGCCAGCAGCUGCACAAGUGCAUUCCCAACUGGAAGAGGUGUGAUGGAGUGAGGGACUGCCAGGAUGGCACAGACGAGAGGAACUGCCCUACUCAGAGCAGCCUGUCGUGCCCCAGUGGUUUCAGAUGUGAGGAUGGGGAGGCCUGCAUCAUGCUGACAGAGCGCUGUGAUGGAUACCUGGACUGCUCAGACAGCAGUGAUGAGAGGAACUGCACAGAUGACACAAUUGUGUACAAAGUCCAGAACCUGCAGUGGACGGCUGAUUUCUCUGGUGAUGUCACCCUGACAUGGGCUCGGCCAAAAAGGAUGUCCUCGACCUCCUGUGUCUACAACAUCUACUACAGGAUGGUCGGUGAGAGCAUCUGGAAGAUCUUGGAGACCCACAGCAACAAAACCAACAGCGUUUUGAAAGUCCUCAAGCCCGACUGCACCUACCAGGUGAAAGUGCAGGUGCAGUGUCUGAGCCGGGUCUACAACACCAACGACUUCAUCACGCUGCGGGCACCUGAAGGAUUACCAGAUGCUCCCCUCAACCUUCAGCUGUCCCUGAAGAAAGAAGCUGAGGGUGUGGUGAUGUGCUGGUGGAGUCCCCCUGUGAAUGCCCACGGCCUCAUCCGGGAAUUCAUCGUGGAAUACAGCAGCAGUGGAUCCAAGGAGUGGACAUCUCUUAGAACCACCAAGAACUACACAGAAAUCAAGGACUUGCAGGUCAACACUCUCUACAUAGUCAGGGUUGCUGCAGUAACCAGCAGAGGGGUGGGAAACUGGAGUGAAUCCAAAUCCAUCACCACCGUCAAAGGCAAAGUCAUUCCUCCCCCUGUCAUCCACAUUGAGAGCUACAGUGAGGACUCCAUAAGUUUCAGCCUAAAAAUGACCACAAAUAUCAAGGUCAGUGGCUAUGUGGUCAACAUCUACUGGACAUUUGAUACCCACAGGCAGGAAAAAAGGACUCUGGUCAUAGAAGGAGAAAAGUCCAUCCAAAAAGUGGCCAAUUUGACAGCACACACCCCCUAUGAAAUUUCUGCUUGGGCUAGGACGGAGCUGGGUGACAGCCCUCUGUCUUUUGUGCACGUGGUGACCAGUGGCACAAGACCUGUGUCCCCAAGCCUCAAGGCCAAGGCCAUCAACCAGACAGCUGUGGAAUGCAGCUGGACAGGCCCCAGGAACGUGGUCUACGGCAUCUUCUACGCCACGUCCUUCCUGGAGCUGUACAGGAGCCCCCACAACAGCACCACCAGCGCCCACAACAUCACGGUGCUGGUGCAGCGGGACGAGCAGUACCUGUUCCUGGUGCGGGUGAUGUCUCCCUACCAAGGGCCCCCCUCUGACUACGUGGUGGUGAAGAUGAUCCCGGAUAACCGGCUGCCCCCGCGGCACCUGCACUCCGUGCACACCGGGAAGACGUUCGCUGUCAUCAAGUGGGAAUCACCCUACGACUCCCCUGACCAGGACAUGCUCUAUGCCGUGGCAGUUAAAGAUUUGGUGAGGAAAACAGAUAAAAUCUACAAAGUGAAAAGCCGGAACAGCACGGUGGAGUACACCAUCAAGAAGCUGGAGCCAGGAGGGAAAUACCAUGUGAUUGUCCAGCUGGGAAACAUGAGCAAGGAAUCCAGCAUGAAGAUCAGCACAGUCCCCCUGUCUGCACCGGACGCCUUAAAAAUCAUCACUGAAAAUGACCACAUUCUGCUUUUCUGGAAGAGUUUGGCAUUGAAGGAAAGUAAUUUCAAUGAAAGCCGGGGCUACGAGAUUCACAUGUUUGACAGCUUGAUGAACAUCACAGCCUAUCUGGGCAACACCACAGAGAACUUCUUCAAGGUGUCCAACCUGAAGAUAGGCCACAACUACUCGUUCACCGUGCAGGCUCGCUGCCUGUACGGGGGGCAGAUGUGUGGGGAGCCAGCCACGCUCCUCUAUGACGAGCUGGGAACGGGUAAAGACUCCUCUGCCACCAAACCCGGCCGAGCCACGGACGUGGCUGCCAUCGUGGUGCCCGUGCUGUUCCUGCUGCUGGUGACCCUGGGCAUUGGCUUUGUGGUGCUCUACAUGAGGCACAGGAGGCUCCAGAACAGCUUCACUGCCUUCGCCAACAGCCACUACAGCUCCCGCCUGGGCUCGGCCAUCUUCUCCUCGGGGGAUGAUCUGGGAGAUGAGGAUGAUGAAGCCCCAAUGAUAACUGGAUUUUCAGAUGACGUCCCCAUGGUCAUUGCCUGAAGCGCAUUUCUGACUGUACAAAGCCAAAUGGUGUAAAUAUUUUAUUUGAUAAAAAUAGUUGAUUGUUUAUUUUAAAAAUGCACUUUUGAGUUGCAAUACGUUAUUUUUAUAUGGGCCAAAAAAGAAAAAGAAAAAAAUAAUAAUAAUUUUAAGAAUACACUUUGUAGUAAUCAACUGUGAAUUGCAGACUAGGUUGGUUGAGUAACAAAUUGCUUUGAUUUAACAUUAAUUUAGUCUUACAAGGCUAUGCUUGCUGGGCAUGCUUUUAAGUCUGUGAGAUAUUUUCCGUUGACUAAAUUGGCUACUCGUUUUAUUUUUCUAAGACAAGAAUACAUUUAUUUAAAAAAAAAUAAAUUCAGGAGAUUAUAUAUGUAGAGAGAGAUAAUAUAGUCCCUGAAGGUUUUGCUUUUACUUUAGGACAAGAAAAAAAAAAAAAUUCCUUUGGACUUUGUUUUUAUAUGAAAGUAUUUUUGUUGUGUUAAUUUAUUGGGAAAUCUGCUGUGGAACAGAUUUCCAGAGUCGUCAGACAUUGUACACAUUCUUGUGUAGAACAUGUGCCACUUUAUCUUGCAAGGCAGUCCUAUCUUGGCA